ACUUUAAAUUCGAAAUCUCAACGAAUCUUUCUCCACUUUGCAAUCGCAACGAAGCUCCUGCAACAAUUUCCAUGGCGGCGAAGCUUUUCGCGCUGACCUGCAUCCGCAAGGAGAGCCAUGGUGACCUAUCCCCGAGGCCGCACUACCCUUCCAUGCCCAAGAUCCCGAAAGGCGCCUCGGCGGCGGGGGAGGAUGUGGCGGCGGAAGAGGCGAGGGCGUUGCUCUCGGUUGUGGGGAUGACGUGCUCGGCGUGUGCUGGGUCGGUCGAGAAGGCGGUCAAGAGGCUUCCGGGGAUCCGUGAGGCCAUCGUCGACGUGCUGAACGGGAGGGCUCAGGUUCUUUACUAUCCGAGCUUCGUAAAUGAGGAAACGAUACGCGAGACUAUCGACGAUGUCGGGUUUCAAGCCACCUUGAUCGAGGACGAGACGAACCAGAGAACCACUCAAGUAUGCCGCAUACGCAUCAACGGGAUGACCUGCACCUCGUGCUCUUCCACAGUCGAGUCGGCUUUGCAGGCUGUCCAGGGUGUCCAAAAGGCCCAGGUAGCGUUGGCGACCGAGGAAGCGCAGGUCCAAUAUGAUCCUCGGGUGACUAACUUGGAUCUCCUGUUGAAGACUAUCGAGGACACUGGGUUCGAAGCCGUACUCGUCAGUACCGGGGAAGACGUAAGCAACAUACAUCUCAAAGUUGACGGUGUGAGGACCGAUCAUUCCAUGAGAAUCCUGGUAAAUUCUCUCCAAGCACUUCCGGUUGAAGAUGUCACUACCGAUCCCGAGGUAUGCAAAUUCACCCUCUCUUACAAGCCCGACUUGAUGGGGCCAAGGAGCUUCAUCGAAGUAAUUGAGUCGACUGGGUCGGGUCGCUUCAAAGCAGCGAUAUUUCCCCAGGGUGAAGGAGGGAGAGAUGCUUAUAGACAGGAGGAGAUCAAGCAGUAUUACAGAUCUUUCCUAUGGAGCUUGGUUUUCACUAUCCCUGUCUUCUUGCUGUCCAUGGUUUUCAUGUACCUCCCUGGGAUUAAACACGGGUUGGACACCAAAAUUGUGAAAAUGAUGAGCGUAGGUGAGCUUCUCAGGUGGAUUUUCUCGAGCCCGGUACAGUUUGUCAUUGGACGUCGAUUCUACAUCGGGUCUUACAAAGCUCUGCGCCAUGGUUCAGCCAAUAUGGAUGUUCUGAUCGCCUUGGGGACCAACACGGCCUACUUCUACUCUGUUUACUCUGUGCUGAGUGCCGCGACUUCUACGAGUUUCAGAGGCACGGACUUCUUUGAGACUAGUUCGAUGCUUAUUUCGUUCGUCUUGCUGGGGAAGUAUCUGGAGGUUCAGGCAAAGGGAAAGACGUCUGAGGCCAUUGCAAAACUCAUGGACUUGGCACCUGAGACGGCGAUCUUGUUGACCCUCGAUAUUGAGGGAAAUGUGGUGAGCGAACAAGAGAUAGACAGUCGGUUAAUACAGAAAAAUGACGUGAUCAAGAUCAUUCCGGGCACGAAAGUAGCUUCGGAUGGUUUCGUGAUUUGGGGACAGAGUCAUGUCAAUGAGAGCAUGAUUACAGGAGAAGCGCGGCCCGUGGCAAAGAGGAAAGGGGAUGCUGUGAUCGGAGGCACUGUGAAUGAAAACGGCAUCCUGCAUAUUAAAGCGACUCGGGUAGGCUCAGAGAGCGCGCUUGCCCAGAUUGUUCGGCUUGUGGAGUCUGCUCAGAUGGCCAAAGCGCCAGUACAGAAAUUCGCCGACCGCAUCUCCAAGGUCUUUGUGCCCCUGGUGAUCGUCCUUUCGUUUUCGACUUGGCUCGCAUGGUUUUUAACAGGAAAGUUCCAUGCCUACCCAAAGUCCUGGAUUCCAUCCUCCAUGGACAGCUUUCAGCUCGCUCUCCAGUUUGGGAUAUCGGUGAUGGUGAUCGCCUGCCCCUGCGCACUAGGGCUCGCAACUCCAACCGCAGUGAUGGUCGGGACUGGAGUCGGCGCAUCUCAAGGAAUCCUCAUCAAAGGAGGCCAAGCACUGGAAAGUGCACACAAGGUUAAUUGCAUAGUGUUCGACAAGACGGGGACGCUCACGGUCGGAAAGCCCGUGGUGGUCAACACGAGACUUCUGAAAAACCUGGUGCUGAGAGACUUUUAUGAACUGGCUGCCGCAACAGAGGUGAAUAGCGAACAUCCAUUAGCCAAGGCUGUCGUUGAGUACGCAAAAAAGUUCAGGGACGAUGAGGAGAAUCCCGCCUGGCCUGAAGCCAGCGACUUCGUGUCGAUCCCUGGCCAUGGAGUGAAGGCCGUGGUUCAUAACCGGGAGAUAAUUGUGGGAAACAAGAGCUUGAUGUCAGAGCACAACGUUGCCAUUCCAGUCGAAGCAGAAGAGAUCAUGGCCGAGACCGAAGGGAUGGCGCAGACUGGGAUACUGGUGUCUAUAGACCGGGAACUGAUUGGAGUCAUCGCGAUUUCAGACCUGCUGAAACCGGGCGCUCACGAGGUGAUAUCGAUCCUCAAUUCGAUGAAAGUGAGGAGCAUCAUGGUGACUGGUGAUAACUGGGGAACUGCGAAUUCCAUUGCCAAGGAUGUUGGGAUCGACACCGUGAUAGCAGAGGCCAAACCUGAGCAGAAGGCAGAGAAAGUGAAGGAUUUGCAGGCUUCAGGAUACAUUGUAGCGAUGGUGGGAGACGGCAUCAAUGACUCACCGGCACUCGUGGCUGCGGACGUGGGGAUGGCGAUUGGUGCGGGCACAGAUAUUGCCAUCGAGGCAGCAGACAUCGUGCUAAUGAAGAGCAACUUGGAGGACGUCAUAACCGCGAUUGACCUCUCCAGAACGACAUUCUCCAGGAUCCGCCUGAACUACAUCUGGGCGCUGGGCUACAAUGUCCUGGGAAUCCCGAUCGCCGCUGGGGCUCUCUACCCUUCCACGGGGUUCCGCCUGCCUCCUUGGAUCGCGGGCGCUGCAAUGGCUGCGUCGUCGGUCAGCGUCGUCUGCUGUUCGCUGUUGCUGAAGAAGUACAGGAGACCAAUGCAGCUUGACAACCUUCAGAUACAAGGCAUAACAGUAAACUGAUGAUGCACCAGUUUGUCUAGUUGAUGCGUAUUUAGGGAUGAAUCUGUUUAAAAAUAAAUUUUGCAGCAAGUUCGUCUGCGUGAAAUUAGUCAGCUGAUUGUAAUUGUAUUUAUGUGGCAGUGUUGUUUGGGAUUCCUAUGAAGAUUCAGAGUGUAUUUGAGCAGUGAAAUCGGUCAUCUUUGCGAUCUCUAUGUGAAUAAA
Molecule: messenger RNA, 3230 nt
Organism: Eucalyptus grandis
Lineage: Eukaryota; Viridiplantae; Streptophyta; Magnoliopsida; Myrtales; Myrtaceae
Product: probable copper-transporting ATPase HMA5
Biological process (GO): monoatomic cation transport
Cellular component (GO): membrane
Molecular function (GO): ATP binding; ATPase-coupled monoatomic cation transmembrane transporter activity; copper ion binding
Source: RefSeq, a predicted model, not a curated record